Acanthamoeba castellanii str. Neff is the source of this 1509-nucleotide messenger RNA. RefSeq lists its product as uncharacterized. NCBI's taxonomy places the organism in Eukaryota, Discosea, Longamoebia, Acanthamoebidae. The coding region runs from base 1 to 1509 and encodes 502 amino acids. The transcript is spliced from 3 exons. The record is from RefSeq and is a predicted model, not a curated record.
AUGGGCAACGACCAGAGUAUCCCCCCACACCGCAUGGAGGAACCGCGCUACCCCGUCUGGCGUUCAGGCACGGGCAAGCUGCCGAGGGACCAGGCCUCCUCGCACACUCUGUUCUGGCGGCUGCUGAGCGGCUGCACGCUCCGCCUCGAAGUCAACAUCGCGCUGUGCUUUGGCGACGUGUGCCGCGUGGUGAUGGUUCUGCACGACGACGAUGCUGAGCUCGACCAUCCGCACGACUCGCCGCUGGGCUGCCAGCGCCACCUGCUACCCGCCCGGCACCGGCGGCUGCAGCUGGUCGAAGGUCUGCCCGCGUCAGGCCAAGACCGCAAGCUACCCAGGGCCAUCUUCGCCGGCUCGUCGAUGGCCGACGCGCGGCAGAUCUGCCAGCACAGCGGCCUCCAGCGCGAUUCCACGCUACACGUGGUCAUUCCCGAACAGACCACCUGGCGCGCUCUGCCUCGAGGCCACUGUGAAGCUGGCGGCCGGGACUCGAGUGGCGGCGGUGACUGGCUGCUCGGGCGGUGGCGCCAGUGGUGGCAAGGGUCCGCCCAGUCGACGUCGAGCUGGGCGUUGCCUGCCGGGUGGGACGACGGCCUGAGCGACGUCGUCGCCAACCACGGAUCACUCCAAAUCACAGGUCGCGCAGACUACAUCCGAUCCUGCCUUCUUGAGAUCGUGGAACGGGAGGGACUCCGCUUGGUAGGCCAGCGCGAUGAGACGCAGGAGGAGAUGGUGGACGAGCUGAUGAAGGGCAUAACCGACGACAUCAACAACCACCCGCUCGACUUCUUCGUCGCCUUGCGCGCUCCCGCCAAAGCCACCACCUACCACGGCAGCGGCGACUCGUCGUCGUCGACCACCGAGCCGCGUGAAUCGCCAGAGUUCGUCGUUCACGUGCAGCUGUCCCCGCUGUAUCCGCUCGCGCGUGAGCGGUGCCGCAUGCUCACGCCCAUUCUCCAUCCGCUCGUCACACCACUGCUCGACCUGACCGGGGACGCCGACAACAACGAGCGAUCGACCGAGGCUUCUCCGGCCGAGAACGGCCCCGCCGGCGGGCGCCAGCCGUCGAUCCACGAAGCCGGCCGUAUGGCCUUUUUAGCUCCGAAGGGGAGCGCUCAUCUCAACGCGAAAUCAACGAAACACACGCUCGACCAACUGCUGGCGUGGUUCCGGGACGAGUGGCUCUUCGAGCCCGUGGCCUGUGCCCAGCACUUUACUGAGACCCACCCCCCGGACGCCACGCCGGCGGUGAUGCAGUGGAUCACGGACGGCGACGAGAUGACGCGGCGCGCGCGGUGGCUGGCCGCGGUGGGCGAAGGCGGACCCCGGUGGCGCCCGGAGAUGCACGCCGUGUGCCCGCGUGCGUUCCGGGCCGAAGUGCGCCUGCUGCUGCUGGCACGGCAGCGCGGCGACAACAUGGUGGCGGCCCUCCCGGUGGAAGUGGUCUGGCACAUCAUCGACGCUCUGCUCAGGCUCCACAUCGCCUCCGGCUCCCUCUUUUUCCAGUAG